Messenger RNA from Mus caroli (Ryukyu mouse), 14881 nucleotides. RefSeq lists its product as uncharacterized. Lineage: Eukaryota; Metazoa; Chordata; Mammalia; Rodentia; Muridae. The record is from RefSeq and is a predicted model, not a curated record.
UUUAGUUUAGUCUAGUUUAGUUGGGCUUGAGUAAUGGAAUCAAUCUGGGUGCCGGCUAUACCACUUCUGGACCAUCUCAGCCUUAUUCUACUUAGUUUAUUGUUUGGUGGCAUCUGGGUGUUGUUUUCUAGUUAUUGGAGCCGAACACAGGUGGCAUCCAGGACAGAGAAAUCAGCUGACUCUCUGAGAUCUAUCACAAAUAGAAAUUUGUGGAAAAAUUAUUCUACUCUGUCUAAGGAAAUUAAUCUGACAAGUAUUUCAGGUCUUCCUAUGGGCUGGACUCAGGACUAUAUAUUCUCAAUAGAAAAGAGCCUUGAACAGAUCUUCCAACAUCUGGAAAAUGCAAGCUCAGCACUUAUGGAACUGAAUUUUCCAGAAUCCUAUGAUACAUCUUCUUCCUCCAUCUCUGACACUAUGGCUCAGGAGAGUGUCCCACCUUGCUGUUACUGUGAAAAUGAGAAAUGGUCUACUGACUACAGCAUAUGCUCUGAAUCCUCCAACAACAGCUCCAUCCUGUCUUAUCUUCCAAUCUUUCCUGAAAGUACAACUUGGCAAAUCCAGAGCAAUAGUGCCCCCUAUUCCCCAGAAAAGGAAUUGUCCGUGUCCAGGGGCAGAAGCACACCACUGCCUACCUUUCAGCUGAUGGAUACUGAGAAAUCAGAUCUUUCCCAGAAUUUUGCAGUCCUUCCUCCCUUACGUGAUGUUCCAUCAAUUCAUCUCCAUGUGAACAUCGGGGUGAAUUCUGGAAUAAAUAGGACAGAAGCAAGAAUGUCACAGCCACUUACCUCCAACAAACAGUUAGAAUCUGAGAAUGACCACCAAAUCAUUAGAUGCAAUCCUUUAGUUAUAUCAAUGGAUGCACCUUCCAGAAAUGUAGAAGUUAAUGCAAUUCAGGAAGAAACUUCUUUACUGAAAAAGGAUCCAAAGCACGUGUUAGAGCUGAAUACAGAACAGAGGGUCACAGGUCUUCCAGAAGAAAAGAUAAAGUCACCUAAGGCACAAGGAACUAAUGUGGAGCUGACACCCAAGGCACCAUGCCCAGCCACAGACAGCAUAAAGGUCACUCCGAUGGCACUGCUUCAGGUUAUGGAUUUAAUGGGAAUAAUCCCAGAUUCACAUUCAGAGAUAACAGACUCCGUGGGGAAAACAAAAGAUAAGACUGACUUAUCACAGCAAUCAAACCAAGUUGAAAAAGUGAUUAUACCUCCGGAGUCAUCAGUAGCAAGUCCUGUGCAUCAAAUGAGGGAAUCAAAGAGUAUGGCCUCAAGACCAGAUAAAAUCACAGAUAUCUCCAAAGUAAUUCCUGUAGCAUUGUUUAAUAUUGUGGAUUCUAGGGGGCUGAUUAAUGAAUUAUGUUCACAUGUCAUAGAAUCAGCAGGAAUAGCCCCAAAGCCACAACACCAAGUCACAGAAUCAGUGGGGGUAAAUACAUUGCAUAAGUAUCAAGCUGUAGAACCAGCAAACAUGAGUCUGGGGCCACAUCAUACAGUCUUCAAAGGUGGAGAAUGGAUUCUGCAGCCUCAGCAUAAAGUCACAGAAACAUUAAACAUGGAGUCAGGAUCACAGAAUCAAGCCAGGUUUACUCCUAGUUCACCCCAACCUCCACAGACACCAUCUAAAGUCCUGGAGUCAUCAAAGAUGAGUUCAGAGCCAUCAGAGAAUGCUCUUAAGGUAAACUCAGUGGUACAGGGGUCACCCAUGGAAGUGAUCACAGGAACAUUAAACAUGGACUUAGGGUCACAGAAUCAGGCCAGUUCACCCCAACCUCCACAGACACCAUCUAAAGUCCCGGACUCAUCAAGGAUGAGUCCAGAACCAUCAGAGAAUGCUCUUAAGGUAAACUCAGUGGUACAGGGGUCACCCAUGGGAGUGAUCACACCACUACAAGUUGGUUUGACUGCUCAAGCCAAAGAAUCUCCAGAGUUGCCUUUUGUGUCCCAGGUUCAAGUCAGAGACUCCAUAGGAAUGACACUACAUCAAGGCACAGAGAAUAUGUCAUCAACUCCAAAACUGCCUCAUCAGGUCAUGGACCCUUUGCAGUUCACCCCUUGGCACCAAGACUUAGACUGUUCAGAGGUAAGACAAAGUCAUAAACUGAAAGAACCUAUGGGGUUGACCUCUGAUACCUGGCCACAAAGGAAGAAUCCUACAGAGAGAACACCAUCACUUCAAAUAACAGCCCCAGGGGCACCAGAUCAAGAGACAGUACCUAUAGGGACGAGCCAACAGCAUCAACUUACAGAAUCUGAAGUAGUGCCAGCUACUCUGAAACUUGAAGAAGUAGAGUAUUUGGGGGAAAACACAACCCCACAAUCUCAGAUUAUGGAGUCAGUGGACUUACUCCCAGAGUUACAGAAUAUAAACUCUAUGAACCUAGUCCUAGAUCCAAGAUUGGAAGGUAUGAAACCUGUGGACAUAUCCAAAGAUUUAGUUUUAAUUCCUGAGACCCUGGUGGAAAGUAUGAAAGUUGGUGAGUUACCCACACACCUUUAUGCAUCAAAAUCUUCAAAUGUGAGCCUCAACUCAAGUUAUUCUUUCCCAGAACCUGAAGGGCUGACUGAACAACAACAAGCCUCAGAAGCAGGGGUGACCUCUGACACUUGUCAUCAGGUGGAAGAAUCUGCUGAGUUGACACAAUCAGAAAGAGUGACUCCAGCACUACUCAGCCAAACCUCAGAAUCUAUGGAGAUGAGCUUACCACCACUCCAAGAUAAACCAGAAGUGAUGGUCCCUGAACCACAGGCCCCAGAUGUGAACUUUGCUCAUGUGACACCAGAACCAUGCUCAGAAGUUAUUAACCCAUUAGAACUAAGUCUACCUGAAUACACAGAAAGCACCGAAUUGACAUUGCCUGAAGUUGAUGAUACUCAGGAGACUGUUGUAGAAACAUAUUCAGAAAUGGGAUCUCAGGGGUUGAAUCUAGAAUUAAGCAUGCAAAUUGAGGAAUCAGAGUCAUUGGUAGAAAAUUUGAAAUGUGAAGAAUUAAUCCCUGAACCAUCUGUACUAGUUGUAGAACCUAUGGAGUUAACUACAGGACCCACACCACAUAUUAUAGAUGUGAUCCCAGGGCCACAGCUCCACAAUGUAAAGUCUAUGCAAAUAGACAUAGGAUUCGAGUUACAAAGUGAGUUAUCUGUGGAUUUACCACAACAGUCAUCUAUAGGAGUGGUAGAUACUGAAAAGGCAAAACCAGAGCCAGGACUACAGAGUUUGUCACCAAAGGAGUCAGUUGAGGGAAUACAGAUUCCAAAUGUGAAAUCCCUGGAUUUGAAUCUGGACCAAGAGCCGCCAACUGUCAAAUCAGGAUUGAUUCCAGGGCCACAACUGCAAAGUGUCAGAUUUCCAAAGUUAUAUCAAGGGCUACUUCUUCAAGAGGAAAAUCCAUCAAAUUCUAUCUCGGGCCCCCUACAUUAUAGUGUGAAAUCUGAUGAAGCAAUACCAUGUUCCCCAAUGCCAGACAUCAGAUCAUCUGGUUUUAUUCCGGGACCAAAGGUUCCAGAACCACAACUACAUGUGAAAUCUACGGAAGUAAAUCUAGGACCAUGUUUGCAAGAUGUGAGAUUUUCUGAUUCGAUCCCAAAUCCCAAGCACCAUGGUUUCAAAUAUACACAGUUCAUACCAGGUUUUCCGCUUCAAGAGACUACAUCUCAGGGAUUUAUGCCAGAAUCAUUUAUACCAUUAAGCCAAGAGCCACAGUUCGAAGAUAGGAAGCUUGCUCUAGCUACACAAGGAUCGGAGUUUCACAGCAUGAAAAAUGCAACACAAGCUUCCGAACUACAGCGUUCAUGCGGGAUUUCUGAGGAGGUCAACAUAGGACCUUGGGAACAAGAUACCAAAUUUUCUGAGCUGGCUUCAAGACCAAAACUUCAAGGGGUCAAAUUUGGGGAGCAAAUCUCAGGGUUGAUGUUUGAUAGUGCAAGUUCUAUGACUUCAGAGUUAGGGAUGCAUGACUCCAAAUUGGCAAAGAUGACUGCAGGGCUACAGGAUAGCAGGCAUCUGGGUUUUAACUCAGGGCCAUGGCUUCAAGAUGUCAAAUUUUUGGAUGUAAUACCAGGAACUCCACCUCAAGGUAUGAAAACUCCAGAGCUAAACUCGGGGCCACACUUAGAAUGUAUAAAAAUUUUUGAGUUGACCACACAGCCAGAGAGGCAAGGGAUGAAGCCAGAAUUGAUAGUACAAGAGUCCCCAUUUCAAGUUGUCACAGGGAAUCAAGAACCAAGCUUUGAAGACAAAAUGUCUUAUAAAAUGGUACCUGAACCACAGGUGCCAACGGCAGAAACAAUGAAAUUGGCUACUGAGAGACACUUAGCAAAUGUAGAUCAUUCUGAGUUGAUCAGAAGCCCACAGACACAAGGCAUAGCAUCUUCUGAAUUGAUUGAAGGACAACUUUUGGGACAUAUAAAACCUGUGGAGAAGAACACAGUCUCAAAACAAGAAGCUCUGACAUCUGUGGGAUUAACACCAGGGCUACAUCUGGGAGACAUUAAAUCUACAAAGUUAAAGUCAAAGUCAGAGCUGGAGCCUGCGGAAUAUGUGCUGUCAACCCUGGGGAUGCAUGCAGGAGAUAAGAAUCUUGAGCUGCCUCCAGGCCCCAGCUUGAAGGGUUUAAAACCAAAGUUACUACCUUCAAAGCCAAAAAUAGAAGAUAGGAAAUCUGUGAUCUUAACUGUAGAAGAAUGUCUCAAGAGAAUAAAAUCCACUGUGGUAUCCCCAAGUAAUUCCCUAAGAAGAGAUAUGAAGUCUGUGAAGUUGAUUCCAGGUUCAAAAAUUCAAGAUUUGAAAAAUAAGGGGUUGGCCCAUGGUACACAUGUUCAAGAUGUAAAUGCCAUGGACUUGAAACUUGAGCCAAAGAAGCAAGGGGAGAGUCCUAUGACUUUUGUACCAAGGAUGCUUUUUCAAGAGAAGUCUAUGGAGGUGUUUCAAGAGCCUCAACUGCAAGAUAUGAAACCCAAGGAACUGACUUCACAGCCACAAAUGCAAGAUAGGAAACCUGUGAUCACCCCAUGUUUGAAACACCAGAGUCUAAAACCUGUAACUGUAGCCAAAACACAAGGGAUUCGAGGAGUAAAAUUUGUAGAUUUCAUCUCAACACAAGGGUGUCAAGAGAUGGCACCCAUGGACUUAAAUCUUAAGUCUAGACAGGAUGACCAGAUAACUGUAAAGUCACUAGAGCGGAAAGGUGGGAUUUUCGACCAACAGAAAAAACAGCUUGAAUCAGAAAAUACAUCGCCCAUGGAGUCAGAUCAAGAACCCAAACCUGCAGAUAUGACACCCAUAGAGAUCAAAUCUAAACUACAAUUCAAAGAUACAACCUCAUUUGAAUUGGCUCCUGAGCCAGUUGUUCAAAAUGUAAAAGCAGAAGAGUUCCAAAAUGAACUACAGGUGCCAAGUAUGAAACCUUGCCAGUUGAUCCCAGAGUCCCAGAUGCACCAAGAGAAAGCUGUGGAGUCAACGUUGGACCCACAACUUCAAGGUGUGGAAACUGUGGCACUAAAUACAGAACCCCAAAUUGAAAGCACAAAGUCUAUUCAAUGGAUACCAAUAUCUGAGUUUCAAAGUGAGAAAGGUAUAGGGUCAAACUCAAAGUCACAGUCUCAAGAAGCCAGACCCACAGAACUGAAGCCACCUGUGCUAUGGAGAGGUAUGAGGUCACCUGAACUGACUGCCAGGUCAAAAAUUCAAGGAGAAAAAUCUGUGGCAUUUCAGCUUGAGCCACAGUUACAGGCUCAGGAACCAAAAACAUUCAACUUGACUUCAAAGCCACAGCCUCAAGCCACCACAACUGAGGAGCUAAACAAAGAGCUACAGGCUGAAAGUGUAAGAUCUGUCCAGUGGAUAACUCAACAGGAGUUCCCCAGUGUGAAGUUUUUAGGAUCCAAUAGUGGGUCACCAUUUCAAGGCGUCAAAUGGACAGAACAGAAACCCUCCAUAAAAUUGGGAGGUGAGGAGUUGAUGACAAGGCCCAAGACAGAAGGUAAAGCAUGUGACCCAACCUUAAGGUCAAUGAUCAAUAACAUAAAAUCAAUGACAUUUAAACCUAGGUUCCAUGUAGAAGACAGGAUCGCUAAUGAACAAGUAGUGAAACCGUUAAAGUCAUCCCCAGGAGUACAACAGCCUCAAGACAUGACACCUUUACUGUUCAAACAAGAGUCACAGUCUUCAGAAGCAAAAUCUGGGAUAUUAGGCCAAGGGUCACAGUCACCUGAGCCCCAGUGGCAAAGUGCAAAAUGUUUUGACUUGAUACCUGAAACAAAGUCCCAAAAUAUGAAAUUUAAGUUAAGUUCCAGCCUACCAUUGAAAAGUAAACCAUUUACUGAUUUAAUCAUGGAGACCAAAAUUCAAAGGGUUAAGCUAGACUCUAGACCUGGGCCACAGUCCCAAGGUAUAAAAUCAGAUUCAAUUCUGAAGACAAUGCCUCAAAAAAUUGAGAUGGAAGACUGUGAAUCAGGCCCACAGUUACAAGAUCUGAAAUCUCUGAGGACGAUCAUGGGUGUAAAAUUCCUAGAUGUCAAAUCUAUGAGCUUCAGUCCUAGACCACACUUAGAAGAUAUGCCAUCUGAAGUCAUCACAGAGAAGAAUGUUCUUGGUAUGAAACCAGUAGAAAUCAAACCUAGUCCAAAAUUACAAGGUGAGAAACCUGAGUUCACCCCAAAGGAGUUGUUUUUAGGCACACAAUCUAUAGGAUUGCAUUCAGACCUUAAUUUGCAAGAUUUGAAAUAUCCCCAGCUGAUCAUGGGCAUGAAACUUCAAGGUGUAGACUCUAUGGAACAACACUUGACAAAUAUAAAACCUUCUGAGGUGAUUACACAAAUAAAUUCUCAAGGUGUAACAUCUGUGGACUUUGAUUCUGGACCACAGACACAAAAUAAAAAGCCUUCUGAGUUGUUUCAAGGGGGAAAGCUCCAAGAUAUGAAAUCUAUAGAGUUUAAUCAAGGCCCAAAGUUACAAAGUAUGACUGUGGAGUCAAGACUAGAGACAAAGCCCCAAUGUGGGGAAUCUGUAAAGUUAAACUCAGGCCCUCAGUUGCAAGAUCAGAAAUAUUCUAAGUCAACUCUAGGGACAACUCUUCAAGAUGCAAGAUCUCCAAAGGUCAAUUCUGGCCCACACUUACAGGGUGUAAAGUCUUCAGAAGGGAUUUCAGGGGACACAGUUCCAAAAGAAAAACCCAUAGCUUUUGUUUAUCAGCCACUGGGGCAAGAUGUUGAAUCUUUUAAAUGGAUUUUCUCUAAGGCACUUGAUGGGAAACCUUUGCAGUUCCAGGUACCCUCUGAGUUACAGUACAGGAAACUAUCUAAGUUAAAACCAGAAUUACAUCUUCAAGGUAUGAAGCCUGGGGCUUUCAACCUUGGAUUGAAGUUGGAAGAUGUGAAAGCCAAUUCCACAAAUCUGCAAACAACAAAGGAUAAAGAGGUCAAUUAUGAUGCAGACUUGCAAGUUAUGGGAUUCUCUGAAUUGGCCUCACCAAUUUAUAAUGUGGUACUUUCUGGACUCAAAGCCACAAAUCAGAAGCAAGAUGGGAAACCUCACAAAUUAAGUCAAAAGCAACAGCUUCAAACUAUGAAAUCAACAGUGUUCAAUCAUGAGCCACAUCUGCAACAUAUCAAGUCAUCAGACUUAUGUACAAAGCUUCAAGACCUGAAAUCAGUGGAAUUCAACUCAGAGCAACAGUUGCAAGAUGUGAAGCCCUCUGAGUUGGGCCUGGGAACAGGUACACAGUCUUUAGGGUUCAACCCUGGGCCACAGUUUCAAGAACUAAAAUCUUCUGCAGUGAGCAUAGAGGUCAAGCUGCUGGAAGAGUCAUCUCCAAAAUUCAAGCAUGAACCUAGAUUGCACUGUAGGAAAUCCUGUGACUGGAGUCACAGUAAAAAUGUUAUGGCACCCAAAACCGAGAUACAAGAUGUAGAAUUAUCUGAGUUGCACCCUGGUCCAGACCUUCAGGGUAUAAACUCUAAGGAGUUCAUCCCUGGGUCACACUUGGAAGAUCUGAACUCUGCUUGUACUCCCAAUAUAAAUUCUCAAUAUGUAAAUUCCAGUGAGUAUAUAUCUAGGCCAUAUUUGCAAGAUACAAAUUCCUUUGCAUGCAUUCCAGAGCCAAACGCUCAGUGUAUAAGCUCUGAGUACAAUCCUGGAAUACAUUUGCAUGGAACGAAUUCUUCCUCAUGCUUUUCAGGAUCAAAAUCACAAUGUGUAGAUUCUACUUGGAGCAACCCUGAGUCACAUUUGCAAGACAUAAAUUCUGUCGAAUGCAUCCCAGGGCCAAGUCCUCAGUGUGCAGAUUCUCCUGCAUGCAUCCCAGGGCCAAGUCCUCAGUGUGAAGAUUCUCCUGCAUGCUCCCCAGGGCCAAGUCCUCAGUGUGCAGAUUCUCCUGCAUGCUCCCCAGGGCCAAGUCCUCAGUGUGCAGAUUCUCCUGCAUGCAUCCCAGGAUCAAAUCCUCAGUGUGCAAAUUCUUCUGCAUUGUCCCCAGAGCCAAGUCCUCCAUGUGUAAAUUCCACUGAGUGCAAUCCUGAAUCAUAUUUGCAAGGUGUGAAUUCAUCUGUAUACACCUCAGGGCAAAAUCCUCUGUGUGAAAAUUCUAAUAGGUAUGAUCUUGGGCCACUUUUUCAAGGUAUGGAUUUUUGUCCAUUUCCACCACCACAAAUUCUGUGUGUAAAUCCUGUUUGGUGCAAUACUAGAGUACAUUUUCAAGAUGAUAUAAAUUCUUCUGCAUGUACUCUAAGUCAAGAAUCUGAGUCAGUAAAUUCUAUUGGCUACAACUCUGGGACACAUUUACAAGCUCCAAAACUUCAACAACAACACUUGAAAGAUUUGAAGUCUGAAUUAACUCCAGGGUCAAACAAUUUGGGUAUAGCACCUAUGGAAUACAACCCUGGUCCACAAAGUCAAGAUAUGAAUUCUUCUGGGUUUAAUCCUGAGUCAAAACCUCAGUGCAUAAGUUCUGUAAAGUCCAGUUCAAGGCCACAGUUGCAAAGCAUAAAGUCCUUUGAGUUGACCCCUGACUCAGAGUCUCAAAGUACAAAAUCUGUUCUGUUAAACUCUGGAUCACCUUCUCAAGGUGUGGAUUCAUCUAAAUGUAUGCAAGGGGCAAAGUUUCAAAAGAUCCCACAUUUGAAGAGCCAGCUUGGAUCAUGGCAGCAAAGUACACAACCAAUAUUUACUUUGAGGCCUCAGUCAAACGGUGUGAAUUCUGUGAUUUUACCAACGUCGCCUCCUGAAGAUAGAAAGUUUCCAGAGAAGAGUACACAGACAUUGUUUUGUACACAUGCUGUAGAACCGACAUCUAGCUGUGAUCUGAACGACUUGAGGAGUAGGAUGUUUUCGCCAGAACCUUGUUUUCAAAAUGUUGACGUUGUGCAGUUGAAGCCAGUGUCACAGUCUCAAAGUGUGAGUUCUUCAGAAUUUAUGUCAUGUUCACAACAUCCUAUGUCUUCACUUGCACCAAAGCCAUGUUUUCAAGAUACAAACCCUAAGGAGCUGAGGAUAGGAUCCAAACAGGAAAGUCUGAAUUGCCAACUAUUUCCUUCAGAGGAGAAACCAAUGAUGGUAUUGGCACCACAGUCCACCAGGAAGCUCUUAGCAGGACCAGCACUGACUAGUGUCAAAUUUUCAAAUUUGUCACUGAAAUCACAGCAGCAAAAUACAAAAUCGUUGGUAUUAACUUCAGAGACAAAGUGGCAAGGUGUAAAACAGGUGAAAUUGUCAUCAGUGUCUCUGCCAGAACCUGGAAAAUCUGUGGAGGUAGCACCAAAGUCAAUUCUUCAAAACAUGAAAUCUAGGAACCUAAUGCCCCAGACAAUUGAUCCAGUCACAAAAUCCACUAAAGUCAUUUAUAGACCAGAGCAACAGGUGGUGGACUUUGCAGGGAUGAGCAUGAAGCCUCCUAGGUGUCAAGUCCCUAAAUCAGCGAAUUUUACUUCACCACCAAUUUAUCAAGAUGUGGGGUCUUUAGAAAUAACAAAGGGGUUGGAACAUAAAAGCACAGAAAUGAUGGAGAAAUCUGUGAGGUUAAGCUCCAAACCAACAGAUCAAGUCAAAGAAUCAUCAGAGAUGCCCCUGAAGCUUGAUCUUCAAGUACCAGAAUUUUUUUACCUGACUCCAACACUAAGUAAUCAAGAUUCAAUAUCCUCAGAACCAGACCUACCAAAAAGCUACCAGAUCCCAGAAACUCCUGAGUUACAUUCAUCACCGUGGCCUCAAUUUCAAGAUUUCAAGAAGUUACAGAUAAAAGAAGUUACAGAAUCUGAUAGAGUGACCCUCAGUGUCAAGAAUCAUGUUGUAGACAUGAUAGAGUUGACUUGUGAAGCAAGACAGGGAGGGAAAGAAUUUCUUAGAAUGACUCCAAAGCCAGUAAAUAUAGAGCCCGGAUUUGUAGAAAAAUCUCCAAGGCCAUGUCCUCAAGACUUAGGACCUCUGGGGGUGGGCUCUAAGAAAAGAUCUCAAAGGGAACAAUCUGUAGUAUCAACACCAAGGACAUCCUGUCACAUCCCAGAUUCUGUUUCAGGAAUAAUACCAAGAGGACCUCAGAUUCCCAAUUCUACAAAUUUGGCCUCUACACUGUGGCUGCAAAAAGAAUCCUUUGAGUUGUCAUGUAAGCAAACCAGUCAAGUUGAGGGAAAUACAGACUCUGUAGAGCUCACCUUUGGUACACAGCAGCCAGGAGAGGUAGCAGCUAAGCUAACAAAACAUCAGAAUUUGAACCUGGAAAAUGCAAACAUAACUACAAUAGAAUCACUGGACCAAAUGAUAAACUUUGUAGGGGCUAGUCCAAAGCCACAAGAUCAAGUAAUAGAAUUUGCAAAGGCAUCGCUUCCAGUUUCUCAAUCAGUUGCCCUCCCAAAAGUUUCUGAAUCUGUGACCCCCAGAGUUAUAAAGUCUGUGAUGAUUCCAGAGAGUGCCCCUCAAAAGUCAAAAUACAAUGAUUUAACUCCCAGAAUACAUGAUAUGAUAAGUUCAGAAUUUGUUCCAAGCCUUUGGCUACAAAAUGUGCAAUCCAAGAAGUUAAUCAUAGAGCCAACACAUCAGGUUUUAGAAACAAAACGACGAACAAGCUUUCGAAUUAUAAAAACUGUAUUAAUUCCCAAACCACUGGUUCUGAUUGUAAAAUCUGAAGAAGUGGCACCAGGACCAUGUGCUCAGGCUGUAGAACCAAUAGGACUCUCAGCAAGAUCGAGCAUUAAAGAAAAGGAGUGUUUGAAUUUACACCCAAGACCCCAUCUUCAAGACCUGGUAAAACCUAUGGAGUUAACUCCAAGGGCAGAUAUUCAAGUGACUUCUGCAGAAGUAAUAUUUCAGCAAACAUCUCCCCUUAAGGAACCUACAGUGUUAAUUCAUGAGCAAAGACUUCAGACUGAAAAAUCCCUAGGCCUCAAAACAGAAUCUCCUAAAGAAAUGAAAAUCAAGGAUUCGAAUCAAGAAUUGGUGUGUCAGAAUAAAGACUCAGAGGUGACCACAUCAGCAAAAUUACAGACAGAGAAUUACUUAUCUAGUUUCAUACACAGCCCUUCAAUCCCAUUUCUUUCAAGUGUUGACAAAACAACUGAAUUAGGGCAACUUCAGGAUUCUGGGGUGCCUGAAGUUUCAAGAACUUUUGGUACGGAAAACCUUGGUGUUGAUAUUUUGCAGUCUUCAAAGUCCUAUACAGACACUAUUAUAAUAAAAUCUUCAGUUCUUCCCUUGGUCCUUCCAAAUCUACCCUCUGAUAAGACAGGAGACACCAAGGGAACCCCAUAUCCUGAGAUCUGGGGCAUGAAUAUCUUAUCUAAGGAAGAAAGAGUAAAGGAAAAAAUGGAGGAAUUCCAAAGGUAUUCUUCAUAUUCAUUCAAACUACUACCAGAGGAGUUCCAGGAAGGAUUAGGGGCUCGAAGAAGCUCUAUCCGUUCUUUCCUGGGCAUACAACAGAACAUCUGGGAAAGUCAUGUCUGUAGGCAGCGACUACCUAGGAAAUAUCUCUCCAGUAUGCUAAUGCUGGGGAAUGUCCUGGGAACCACGAUGGAAAGGAAGCCUUGUUCUCAAUCAUUUUUAACAGAAGGAUCCACUAUGGACAUCUGUCAAUCUAUUCAAAAUUUAUUUGGGGUUCCAGCUGAACUAAUGGAAUUUUCUCAAAGCCUGCAAGAGAGGGUUCCAAGGACCAUUUCUCAGACUUCAGUGGUUAAAAACUAUAUUCAGAGACAUAUUUUAUGUCACAGUAAUGAGAAAAGAAUGCCUUUAAAGAUGUGGACACGUGGCUCAACAUCUUCCAUAAUACAGCAAUACUCUGGUACUAGAUUGGGAGUAAAGAAAACAAGCUCUAAGCUCAGUGAUAUAUUCCAGAAAGUCACUGAGCAUGUGUCUGUCUCAUGUAGUGGAGCCAGGUUUCCUGCCUUGAUGAAAUCAGAGUCUACUCUUGAGAUACUUUACACUAGGGAAGAUCCUGUUUCCAAGAAGCAGAGUAAAAUUUCACCAUGUGGUUCACCUACUAGGACUUUUGAGUCUCGGCAUUCCCUGAAGACAAGUUCUCUCUCCCAGUCCAAGAGUGAUAUCUCAGAACAGUCCCAACUACUAAAAGGACUACGGCUAAAAACAGCAGGAAAACUACUAAGAAGUCAAAUACCCCACAAUGUCCCUCUGCCUCUAGAGUCAGGUCUUGUCCUAAAGUAUCCCAUCUGCUUACAAUGUGGCCGAUGUUCAGGAUUUAAUUGCUGUCAUAAGUUACAGUCUGCUUUUGGGCCAUACCUGCUUAUCUACCCACAGCUCCACCUUUUAAGCACCCCUGAAGGCCAUGGUGAGAUUCGGAUGCAUCUUGGAUUCAGAUUACAAACUGGGAAAAGACCUCGAGUCUCAAAGUAUCAUACAAGAAACCAAGCAGAUCCACGGAAGGGUGCUGCAUCACCAUCAAGAAGGAAAGCUAGAUUCUCUACGCCAGUUUCCAAGAGUCCUAGUCCUAGAAAUUUCCAGUCCAGUUCUUCCCUAUCUCCUGCUUCUGUACAAGUCCACACUCAGCAAAAGCAAUGGCACAGCCAUAGUGUGGCAGGAAAGACAACCGCCAAAGACUAUGAAUGUCAGGUUUACUCUGUAUCAGAGAGUGAGUACGGAAGCAUCCUGGAUGAAAGAUUUGUUAAAUCAAGUCUCAGAAAAACCUCUGUCUUAACAUAUCCAGUGAAGAAAUCCAAGGAACCUAAAUCACUAAGCACAAGGCUCUACAAAAUCAGUACAAGCACAAAAGACAGUCAUCAUAGAACAAUAAAGGGUCUGUCAAGCAGAAUUGAAACCACCCAGAUGAGCGAUGUUUCUGCCAAGAGACAACCUAAGAAAUCCUCCCAGCCCAAAUUCAUCCAACUGCUUUUUCAUAGUUUAAGGCAGGCAUUCCAAGCAGCACACAGAACUGUGAUUUUUACCAGCAAGAAACUUAAGUACAAGAUGAGGCCAGACAAUUUGUGGUCAAUCAAAAACUUGCACCCCAAACAAAAAGGGAAGGACCAUUGUUUAAUGGAAGAUAGCAAAGGAGCCAGGACACCAGUUGUCAGGCACAUGUCGACAAGCUUAACCCCCAAGCAAAAGGACAAGUUGCAGGAAGCAAGUGAGUGCUGUAGACAAGCUCAACAGGCCAAACAAGUGAGCUCUCUCCUCCCCAGACACUUGAAAUUGCAGACCACCAUGGUUUGUGGAAGAGAGGUCUUUAACCAAGCUACUUCAGUCCCAGAACCUUUCAAGAGAGUUCAAAAUGUCCCCAGUAUAGCAACAAAAAGCUGUAGUGAUGACGUAUCCAGUCAAGAGUCUAAGAACUGUUCUAAUGUAGGAGUCAAAUUUCAUGUCCAAGAGAGGAUUGUAUCUAAUCCCCUCUUGAAGGAAACCCUGCAGAGUCACUUUGGAAAGAAACCCAUAAACCAGGAAGAAGAACAAGGCUUCUUCAGGGAGAGAACCCUACCUAAUAAGCCAUCUGAAAGGACCCAUCACAGGCUUCUUCAGAGAACUCAUUGGCAAAGUCUCUCUGAGAGGAGACAUCGCAGUCCCUCCCAGAGAAACAGUCUUAGCUCCUCUGUAAGAACCUAUCAUAGUCUCUCUGACAGAAGCCAUAACAAUCUCUAUAAGGGGAGAGGCCACAGUCCCUCAAGGAGGAGCCCUGGAAGUCCCUCAAGGAGGAGCUCUAGAAGUCCCUCAAGGAGGAGCCCUGGAAGUCUAUCAAGGAGGAGCCCUCGAAGACCCUCAAAGAGGAGCCCUCGAAGACCCUCAAGGAGAAGUCCUUGCAGUCCCUCUGGGAGUAGCCAUCAUAGCCCCUCAGGAAGUAGCUUUCGAAGGCCUUCAGGGAGGAGCCCUCGAAGUCCCUCAAGGAGAAGCCCUCGAAGACCCUCAAGGAGAAGUCCUUGCAGUCCCUCCGGGAGUAGCCAUCAUAGUCCCUCAGGAAGUAGCUUUCGAAGGCCUUCAGGGAGGAGCCCUCGCAGUCUCUCAUGGAGGAGCCCUCACAGAUGCUCAAGGAGGAGCCCUUGUAGACCUCUAGAGAGAAGAGGAUACAGUUCCUCUGUGAAGAAGAAUCUACACAGUUUUUCUGAGAGGAGCCAACAGAGUCCCUCUUCUCUGAGAUGCCUCAGUCCCUCAAAAAAGAGCCAUGUCAGUUUCAUGCAGAGGUCACUGGGCAGUUACUCAGAAAGGAGCAUUCCCUCUGUCUGGAAAGAACAUAGUUGUAGAUUAAGCCAGUACAAUUCUGUGCCCUUCCUUGGGUUGGCUAAACAAGUCUCUGAUGGCUGGAGUCCAGCAGUGCCUGGCCUCACUGCAUUUACAUCUUCCUGCCAGAGCCUUGAGAAGCUGAUCACCUACUGAGAUUACUUUGCAACAAAAUCAGCUGAAAUGAAGGGAUGGGUUUUGGGGGUUUGCCUAUAUAAACGCAGACUGGAAAAUUAAAAUUUGAGCC